Hermetia illucens (black soldier fly) is the source of this 677-nucleotide messenger RNA. RefSeq lists its product as uncharacterized. The transcript is spliced from 2 exons. The coding region runs from base 36 to 590 and encodes 184 amino acids. The record is from RefSeq and is a predicted model, not a curated record. NCBI's taxonomy places the organism in Eukaryota, Metazoa, Arthropoda, Insecta, Diptera, Stratiomyidae.
UGUCACAUACGGUGUUGCAUCGUCCGCCGGACAAGAUGCUGACGUGGUCCUACAGUUUUACCAUUUUGUUGAGCUGUUCGGCGUUGCUUUUAACUCGACGAACUUGCUUGCGUGUAGAGUUCAACGCCUUAAGGUCAGGACAAAACAGUGAAUAUGUUAAAAUUAAUACGGCAUGGAUAAAUGAAUCUGGCAUUAUGAUGUAUAUUGACAUUCUUCAAUCUUGCGUGAACCCUACAUGGACUAUUGGGCUUUCAAAACAUAACAAUAUCCGCGGCUCAACUAUAAUGUUUAAUGCAUCAUCUCGAACCUGUGACUUAGAGCGUUUUUCGAUCCGAAAUCAGUUCGCAAAAGCAUUUAAGGCCGUUGCCUAUCAAAUGACAAACUUCUCGCUAAUAUGUCCUUUGCCAGCUGGCAGAUAUAUGAUCGGCCCUAGGAUGGACAGAAUAAAGAAUAUUUUUCCAUUGCGGUUAUUCUAUCAACCAAAUACGAUCACCAGCAUACAUAUGCGGUUUUAUGAUCAAGUACCAAAAGGAAACUUUACAUUUUGGGCGGAGUUGCUUUUUAUAGGACAGGUUAGGAUUGACUGCUGAACGAAGUUGAACGAUUAUGUAUUCGAAGGGACCAUGCUCAUUUACAACAAUUUGUAUUAUCUUCAUGACGACCAAAUGGCAACUUCU